This is a messenger RNA of Halichondria panicea, 1853 nucleotides long. RefSeq lists its product as uncharacterized. Lineage: Eukaryota; Metazoa; Porifera; Demospongiae; Suberitida; Halichondriidae. Gene Ontology annotation, molecular function: lipid binding. The transcript is spliced from 10 exons. The record is from RefSeq and is a predicted model, not a curated record. Bases 136 to 1722 code for a protein of 528 amino acids.
GAGUGGCUGGUAGAGGAGCUAUAAGGUCAAGGUACUGACUGACUGUAACUAGCUAUCACUGCACACCGUACCGGUAGCUACUGGGUUCUGGGUUGCAUGUUGUGCUAGCUAGCUAGCUUUUGGAUAUCUGCAGAUAUGAGCUCCCCAAGGCUUCAGAUAGAGCUGCCUCACAAUGCAAGUGAGAUUGACUGGAAGACUCUUGGAAACAUGCUUUCAGCUCACAUUUUAGGAGAGGUGUUGCAAGCUUCGUAUGUAGACUACAAAUAUGGUCGCAAGACCAGUGAAUUCGAGGCAGCCACGGACUGGGAAUUUUUCUAUGAGGAACACGAUGUGAUGGUGUUUAGGAAACGGUUUUCAGACUCACCUAUCUAUGCGUGGAUGGGUCGAUGUGUGAUUGAUCUCCCAAUGGAGGAUGUAGCCAAGUUUGUAUCAAAUCUCGAAACCAGAAAGUACUGGGACAAGUAUCUGUCGGAAAUUCGUGUUGAUCGUCAAAUAUCUGACACCGACUUCAUCUUCUACCUACACCUUGUGGCCACUCAGUGUCUAGUCAAACAGCAUAGAGACUUCACUUACUAUGAGAGAAUUGGCUAUGUGGAAGGCAAGUAUGUGAUGUCGGCAUUGUCUAUUGACCUUCCAGAAUUUCCCAGAGUUUCAAGAAUCACAAGAGCCCAGAUACUCCCAGGCACUGGUUGGGUGCUGGAGCCGUAUGAGAGUAACAAGACUUUGAUCAAUUUCCUUGCACAUACUGACUUGAAGAACCUCCCUCCUCUCAUCAUCAACCGUGCCGCCCGUCGCUCUCCAAUGACUGUCUAUCACAUCAGAGAGUUUCUCACCAACCCUGUCUACCGCGCAAAGUACGAGAAAGCACCUCCUGUUGAGAGAACCACCACAGACACCUUCACUGAAAGUGACCUGGCCUAUUUGAAUGAGCAAAAUUCACGUCAGGAAACCCUGCAGGCCAACAGCGCACAAUUGUAUCAGCGACAAUUUCUUGCAGACCAGCAGCUCUCCGUUCGAGAUUUCUUACGAAACAGACCCAGUUUAAGAAGAAACAAUUCCGAGCCAUUCAAUCUGGCAUCUUCGUAUGACGAUGAUGAUGAGUCUAUCAAGCGGAGAUCGCAUUCCCAUGAUGGUGAAUCUAUGGAUAGGGAUAUUGAUGAAUAUGUGGAGCAUGUAGGAAGUAGUUUCGAUGAUUCUCAGUCAACUCCCAAAGCAGUGCAUCAUUCGGCACUUGACCCUCCAACCAGUGGUUUGCAUAUUGACAGCUCACUGUGGAAAUCAAAUGAGAGGAAGCCAGACUUACUUAAGAAACCAAACAGUGACCAAACUAGCAAUGAAUCUAACGUGGAGACCAAACAAGAUGAUGACGAAGUUUUGAGUCAGUAUACUGCCCCAAAAACGAACACUAGUGAGCUGCCAUUUCUAACACCCCAGGCCAGUGAAGACGAGGCCUCCCUCCCAGCUUCCCUGUACGAGUCUCCACUCAACUCUCCCGACAAUUUGAGUAUUGAUAUGGAUCCCACACCUAACCUCGAUGUGAGUGACGACACUGAGCAUGCACUACUACCCGAACCAUCCCCUGAGGUAUCUAAUGGACCAUCCCCUGAGGUAUCUAAUGGACCAUCCCCUGAGGUAUCUAAUGGACCAUCCCCUGAAGUAUCUAAUGGACUUGAAUCUCAUGAGAAUCCCAACAACUCGUUAGAUCACCAGGGCACAAAAUAGCAAUACUUUAAUAUAGGUUUAGUUUGAUCUACUGUGUCAGUUUGUGGAAUUUUCUUUCUAUGUACAUGUGCAAACCCCAACCCUUACACCUCUUUUUUAAACCCUCUUCAAAAAAAGUUUGUAUGAGUGAG